UCCACAGUCUGACAUUCAUUCAACACUGCCAUCGUAAGCAGAUUACUUUCAGUAGUGCACUUUGCCAUACUAUGCUAAGGAUGCUAAAGAAAUAUCAGCUUCACCCUGGCAUAAUUGUAUUGUCUUUAUGGCUUAGUCACCUCAUAGAAGAUCACAAAGUGCAGGCUGGUAACUGCUGGCUGCAGCAAGGCAAGAACGGAAGAUGCCAGUUUCUAUACAUGUAUGGGAUGAGCAGAGAGGAAUGCUGUCGGAGUGGCAGACUGGGUACUUCAUGGACCGAAGAAGAUGUACCAAAUGGCACGUUGUUUCGCUGGACGGUCUUCAGUGGAGGGGCUCCUAACUGUAUACCUUGCAAAGAAACGUGUGACAACGUGGAUUGCGGUCCAGGAAAGAAGUGUAAAAUGAACAAGAGGAACAAACCGCGCUGCGUCUGCGCCCCAGACUGCUCCAAUGUCACCUGGAAAGGUCCCGUGUGUGGGACAGAUGGAAAAACUUACAGAGACGAGUGCGUCCUGCUGAAAGCAAGAUGUAAAAGUCACUUAGACCUCGAGGUCCAAUAUCAAGGGAAAUGCAAAAAGACGUGCAACGAUGUCCUAUGUCCAGGCAGUUCAACGUGCGUGGUGGAUCAGGCCAAUAAUGCGCAUUGUGUGACAUGUAAUCGGAUUUGCCCAGAAGUAACGUCGCCGGAGCAAUACUUGUGUGGAAACGACGGAAUCAUCUAUUCCAGCGCUUGUCAUUUGAGAAGGGCUACCUGCCUUCUCGGCAGGUCCAUUGGAGUUGCUUACGAAGGGAAAUGCAUAAAGGCCAAGUCCUGUGCCGACAUCCAGUGCAGCACAGGGAAGAAGUGUCUUUGGGAUACAAGGAUGGGUAGGGGGCGCUGUUCUUUCUGCGAGGAGGUCUGUCCAGAUAGUGGCUCAGAAGAGGCUGUGUGCGCCAGUGAUAACACCACGUAUCCCAGCGAGUGUGCCAUGAAGCGGGCUGCAUGUGCUAUGGGGGUUCUCCUGGAAAUUAAGCAUUCGGGAUCUUGCAACUCCAUUACUGAAGACCAGGACGAUGAGGAAGAUGAUGAAGACCAAGAUUACAUGGCUUAUUUCCAUUUAUCUCCAAUACAGGAUGGAUAAACCACCACCAAUGUCAAGACUCAUGUCAAUAAUGUACAUACGUGUAUGCUUAUUUAUUUUUAAGAAAAAAAAAGAAGUUCACAUAUAGUUCAGUGCUAGAUGUUUAUUUAUACUUUGUGUUUUAUAAUUUAUACAUUUACAGUGUCUGGCUAAUUAUAUAUACAUUGUUAUUUUGUAUUUUCCAAAGAAAAACAAUGUUAUUUAUUAUGAGGUACAAUGCGACCAUGUAUAAAUCUGCAAGCUGUAAAUUGCAUUCCUUGAGCUGUAUAAAUCUGCUUUUCACUCUCGUUUUCUUCUGCUACAGUUGUUCAUUUCACAGAAAAACGCAUGUUAGCCUAUGUGUUUAUUUAUUGGGAAUCCACCAUUCAAUGUACAGAAAUGGCUUUGAGUUUUGUUUACUAUACAUAACUGACCAAAGGGACUGUCUCAGUGGUUCUGCAAAGUACUUCUUAUGGUGCAACAAACUAAGAAAUAUGUUUGAUAGACAACCAUUUGCAUUGUUUUCAAAUAUCGAGAAGGAGGACAACAAACGGCAGUUUUUCUUGAUGGAGCCACCAAUGGAUUUGUGAAGAUACUUGACAAUACUGAAAAGUACUUUUGCAAACCCUUGCAAAUUGCCUUUUGUCCUUCUCCUUUGCUAAUGUAUCUGUUCAUCAUAGCAGUUAUUUUGCUCCAUAUUGCUCUUGCAGGACUCGCAGAAAUCCAUAUAAUACAACAUUAAUAAACAAUAUAUCAAAUUUAGUUACUUUGUUGUUCUCAUAUUGUGUUGAAAAUCUUUUUUUUUAAUUGUUCAAACAUGACACAUAAUUACAGAAUCAGUUAUAAAUAUAUAGUUUUGUAUUUUUUAUGUAAAUGGUAUAUGUACAUAAACAUUAUCCUCGUAUUUGUACAGAUUGAAUGAAACAAUAAAAAUAACUUUUUUUCCUGA
Molecule: messenger RNA, 2049 nt
Organism: Brienomyrus brachyistius
Lineage: Eukaryota; Metazoa; Chordata; Actinopteri; Osteoglossiformes; Mormyridae
Product: follistatin-A-like
Exons: 6
Coding region: 72-1121 (349 amino acids)
Biological process (GO): negative regulation of activin receptor signaling pathway; cell differentiation; regulation of BMP signaling pathway
Molecular function (GO): protein binding; activin binding
Source: RefSeq, a predicted model, not a curated record